AUGACUACCACCACCACGGCCCUCGCCAUCGGGGAACCGCAACCCAUGCACAACGCCAACCACAUCUUCAACGCCAUCCACUCCUCCAUGCGACAAUGGGGAUCAUCAAUUCAUCAUAAUGGAAUGUCUUUUUUUCUUGCCUCUGUCCCGAAGGGAGUCAAGCUCUAUCACGGUGACACACGAUCAGACCCCAUCUCCAGGAUAGGCUGGAUGGCUUUCGACCCCGAGCACGCCAUGGUAUUCGCUCGAACACCUUCAAAACAGCCAUCUCACAGGGACUCCGAGUCCCAGCAAGUAAUGAUUACCCCAGCUGAGACUGGCAGUCUUCACACCUACGCGACCACGGAAGACCUUCGCCUCGUUUACAUUGACGGUACCUCGGCGGGGAAGUCUCAAAUAGGCACACUGGACCUGCAGGACAGAGUCCUAUUCGAAGAUAUACUGAAGCAUGGAGGCGUAAGCCAAGAGUCAGCGCGCGCUGGCGCUAUUUGUGAGAUCGCGCAAGAGGAAUGGAAUGGACGUAUCGACGGCGUGAUCCGGAUGGCAGCGGGUUUUGAGAUCAUUCUCUGUAAUCCCGAACAGAAGCUAGACACAGUCAAUAUUGCUCGAGUGACGCUUCCCAGUCGGGAUUCCGCAAAGAAAAGCGGCAAACCUGGUGACUUGCUUCAGACGGUCACAUCAAGGUAUCAUGGCAUUGGCGGCGACCGGGUCAUUGUCAACUAUGACGCUUUCGUCACUGCAUAUGACUACGGUCUUGAUCUGUUCCAUGGUGGUAGCAAGCAUCCGCGUCUUGCGCAUCUCCCUGCUUCAUCGCUUGCGCCCAUUAGGGAUGAUUUGACUGCGCUAGUCAUGAUUCACGAUCCUACGACGCGGGUGAUAAACUGGCAAGGAGUGGUGGACAUGGUGGUUGAGAAAUACGGUCGCAUUCUGCGCGGCUUAGUAUCCGCCCAUCAUGACGAUCAGGCUGCUCGCCUCGAGUUUAUUAUGGAGACGGCAGAGCGUAUAUUAUCCCCAUUUGUCGAUCGCGACAAUCGUGAUUACUACGCUGAGAUUAACCGAUGUGCUAGCCAGUUCAUUCCAACUCAUGCUCCUAAGGACUCUUUGGGCUACCGAGCUGUCUAUACUGUUAGCAGUAGGAUCUGCAGCAGUCUUAUGGCAGGCAUGGAGGCCAAGGAGUACGGUAUAGUGACAACUAUUCUGCAGGACCUGAUGCACUAUCUUGACUGGAGUAUAUGGAAGGAGUGUUCUGGUUGCCAGGAUAAUGAAUUCUGUGCUGUUCCUAUCUGGCCGCAGGGGUCACAGGAAGAUUACGAUCAUCCGCGAUGCCAGAAGUAUGAUAGCGCCUUUCAGGGGGACAAUGACUACUGGGGCCCUGUGUGGCGUUAG
Aspergillus eucalypticola CBS 122712 is the source of this 1386-nucleotide messenger RNA. RefSeq lists its product as uncharacterized. The record is from RefSeq and is a predicted model, not a curated record. NCBI's taxonomy places the organism in Eukaryota, Fungi, Ascomycota, Eurotiomycetes, Eurotiales, Aspergillaceae. Bases 1 to 1386 code for a protein of 461 amino acids. The transcript has a single exon.